CGCGGGCGGAGCGGGGCGGCACUGCGGCCGCGGCCAUGCCGCUGUGGCUGCGGGAGCACAGCUGGCGCCAGACCCUCAGCGCCGUGUACCUCUCGCUGCCCUUGCGCGGCGCCCGGGCCACCCCCGGCAGCAUCUUCUGCAGCGAGCGGUACCUGAAGGUAAGCAUCCCUCCCUUUUUGUUUGAAGCUGUUUUAUACGCUCCUAUCGAUGACACCAAUAGCACAGCAAAGAUUGGAAAUGGAAACAUUUUCUUCACUUUAUAUAAAAAAGAACCGGCCAUGUGGGAUUCCCUAACUCUAGCAAACAUUGACAAGGAGCAACUACAAUAUCUGAGAGAGAAUGCUGUCCUAAAAGCCCAAGAAAAGGCAAAAGAGGAGACAAAAGCAAGGAAAAUUACAAAACAGGAGCACAAAAAAUAUGCUUUGGAGGCCACAAUGAAGCUAGAGGAAGCAGAAAGAAAAAGAAUUGAAGAUCUGAAAGAAAAGGAGCGGCAGAAGGUUGCUAAAGAGUUGGAGUUAUGGAAAAACCAACAAAAAGAUGGUGAUACAUACAAGAGCAUACAAAAAAAGGAAGAAUCAUAUCAAGAAAUAAAACCAUUAAAAGAGAGAAAAAAUGAAAAAAUGAACAAAACUCAGAUUCCUAAAGAAGGAACUUCUAAGACAAGACUCAAAUCCACAAAAGGUUCCUGCAGUAUAUUUUCAGAGAAUUUAAAGGAAGAACAGUUACCAGCUCCCCGAGCUGCUGCUACAAUUAAAGUCAACUUCACUCCACGAGUUUUCCCCACAGCUCUGCGAGAAUCUCGUGUUGCAGAAGAGGAGGAGUGGCUACAUAAACAAGCAGAAGCUCGAAGGAUAAUAAAUUCUGAUUUAUCUGAGCUGGAAGAUUUAAAAGAAGAGGAGAAGAAUCCAGAUUGGUUAAAGGACAAAGGAAAUAAAAUGUUUGCCAUGGGAGACUACCUUGGGGCAGUAAAUGCGUAUAACCUUGCGGUGAGGCUGAACAGUUCACUUCCCCUGCUGUACCUGAACCGUGCUGCUUGCCACCUCAAACUGCGAAAUUUACACAAAGCUAUUGAGGAUUCCUCCAAGGCACUGGAACUGUUGACACCACCUGUUCCUGAUAAUGAGAACGCUCGAGUGAAAGCCCAUGUGAGACGUGGAACAGCAUUUUGUCAGCUGGAAUUAUACACUGAAGGUCUUCAGGAUUAUGAAGCAGCUCUCAAGAUCGAUCCUAGAAAUAAAAAUAUAGAAAAAGAUGCUGAGAAGAUUCGACAUCUAAUUCAAGGAACAAUGCAAAGUUCUUAAUUUAAAAAAAUAUAUAGAAAAAGAAACUCUUUGGUGCCUUUGAGGAUAUCAGAAGGAAUCUUAUUUCUCUUCAGUGUGUGUUACCUAGACAUUUUUCUACUUUACUGGGAACACUUAAAAAAUUGGUAAAAGACUGGAUAUAUUAUUAGAAAGUAUAGUAUUAUAAACAUGAUUAGAUAUAUUUUAAAUAUGUCAUAUUGUCAAAGUUGUCAUAAUUUGCUUUUUGUUAGCGUUCUGUAUCACUCUGACAAUCUGAAACCCUGGACUUGAAUCAGUUCCUUUUUGUUAAGUCUUCUUUCCCAACUGGGACCAUUUCAAUUACAUUUCUUUCAGCAGCAGUUUUAGCAAACUUCUGAAUUUUUUGCAUCAGUCUCUUUCCUGAAUACCAUUUAUGACUGAUUGCUGUCUUUAUAAUAAAGUAUUUAUCAGGCAGA
Molecule: messenger RNA, 1735 nt
Organism: Oenanthe melanoleuca
Lineage: Eukaryota; Metazoa; Chordata; Aves; Passeriformes; Muscicapidae
Gene: DNAAF4
Product: dynein axonemal assembly factor 4
Exons: 9
Coding region: 36-1301 (421 amino acids)
Biological process (GO): cilium movement; heart development; outer dynein arm assembly
Molecular function (GO): nuclear estrogen receptor binding
Source: RefSeq, a predicted model, not a curated record